Messenger RNA from Scophthalmus maximus (turbot), 2813 nucleotides. Its product is annotated as synaptotagmin-7-like. The coding region runs from base 226 to 582 and encodes 118 amino acids. NCBI's taxonomy places the organism in Eukaryota, Metazoa, Chordata, Actinopteri, Pleuronectiformes, Scophthalmidae. The record is from RefSeq and is a predicted model, not a curated record. The transcript is spliced from 4 exons.
AGAGAGAGAGAAGAGGGAGAGAGAAGAGGGAGGGAGGGAGAUGCUGAGAGUCUCAGACUGGUCAGUCUACCUAUCCACUAGGAGGAGAGGAGGCUGUCGAGGAGCAACAGAACAACAAACAGCUGCUACACCACAUCAGAGGAGUUCUCCCUCCACCUGCCGGAGGAGUAGCGAGGACACAGAGCAGCCCAGAGCCCGCCGCCGCCUCGGACCGAAACAACAGCCAUGUAUCUCAACAGGGAAGAGGACAGUAGCAAAGGCUCAGUGUCCCUCAGUGUGUUCCUGGUCUCCCUCGCAGUGACAGUGUGUGCUGUUUGGCUGGUGGCUCUUUGUGGCGUCUGUGGUUGGUGUCAACGCAAGCUGGGGAAGAGGAAUAAGCCAGGAGUGGAAACAGCAGACACUCCAGACUCAGCACGUGGGCGAGGGGAGAAGAAAGCCAUCAAUGAUCUAGACAGAGACUUUUGGAAUAACAAUGACAGCAGCACAGUGCAGCAGAGGUGGAGCUCCUAUCCUCCCAAGGAGUUCGUACUAAACAUUUCUCCCUAUGCUCCAUAUGGAGAUCCUCGCCUCACACUCAAGUGAGUCUUGGUCCCAGGCUGGUAAGAAACUUCCCCCUGAGCAGGGCUGUAAUGAGGCAGGGGCAGUGCCACUCUCCCCUUUCCCUUUCCCUCUCUAUCCUUUUUCCUUUCCUCUCCGUUGGCCUCCCUGACUUUCUUUCCACUCCCUUCCUCACACCAUCAUUUCCAGUCACAACUGCUUGCCACUCAUCAAAUUAAACCAUUGGAUAUGGGAUGCUAUAAUGUCAUCUUAUUGAGUUUAAUAAACUUUAGGACAAAACAUACUCUGGGGUAGCCGGCGAUAAUUAGCCAAAGGGUUUUUGAACAAGCCAGUUGUCAUAGAGUAUACACAGACUGCACAUUUAUAAACAUAUUCAUAUUGUAUGAUAAUAAUUUCCAUCAACAAUAGUAAUAACGAUAACAACCCCCCCCAAUGUUAGCGCACUGGAGGGCACAAAUGGUUACUAAUGAUUAGUCAUAAUCUGCUGGGGAAAUGUGAGUGUGGAAAAUGUCAUAUACGCACAUUAUAGCAUCCCGCGACAGCCAUUUGACUAUUACUGUGGCAGCGAAGAAGCGCAGCCCUGUGAACUCCCCCAGGCUAAUUUCUGCUGCUCACAUCCUGUCACCUUUUAUUGAACACAGAGGCACAUGUUCACAUGCCCCCCUACUCAACUACAGCCCUGCCGGUCCCACUAACUCCUGACCUCUAACCUUUCCCCCCUCUCCCAUGGGGUGUAACCAUGGAGACGGACAACCCUCAUAUAGACUUCCUCUCCAAAAAGACAUGUGUAUACUUUAACCCACCUUCUCUGUAAUCUCUGCGUCUCCCUGUCCUUUGCCUGUAUGAACUGAAAUCUGCCUUUUGUAGUUGCCGUUGUCACUGUGGAGGGUUGACCGUUAGACCAGGUUGCAGUGUGUUCACCUGUGGUUUACAUCCAUCUGUGGCUUCUCUCUGAUCCCCAUCAACCUAAUAGAUAAUGUGUACUGCACUAACACUGUAGCACUUCAACGUCAUCCCCCGUCUAUCAUAUUGAGAGAUGCGGAGAUUGUGCUUGAUGCAAUGAAAGUAAAUUAUUUUUUUACUCACAAGGCACUUGAAUCCAAUAAAAAACGAGCAAGGUCAUACAGUUCCUAUCUCCCUCUGGGCGCUGAGAGGGCUCUGAGCUCAGACAACCUGCUACUAGGCAUCUGUCUGAUAAACUGUGUAAUAACUGGUCAUCUUUAAUAGACCUAGUCGCGGUGGACUGUGUGUUAUAUUGCCUGUAGAAAGGAGGUAGCAGUGUGUUUAUGAACGUGGUGGAUAUAUGGAUUACUGUCUGAAAACUCUGCCUGUAGAUGGUUGCUGCUGAUCUCGGGAAGCCAUCUUUAGACCUUUAGCGCUUGUGUCUUUAGAAGGUAAUUUUAUUUAAAACCCUGAAGGUUGUAAUUUAUUGUUCACAGUUUUUCUUUGGCCAAGCAGUGGGAAAAAAAGAAGCAAAUUUCACUGCAGUGAUGGUAGAAUUAGUCUUUUGUCAGAGUGUGAGUCAAGAGUCAAAAUGGUUGGCAUUUAAUUAAAAUAAGAAAACAUUUAAAAUAUAUUUUUAACCAGGUGAACCCGUACUUUAACAAAUAAUACGCUGUUAAAGUCAACAGACAGCGAGGAAAUCAUUUCCUCUUCAAGAUUCUCUGGAGAUCAGCAGCUUUCAGUCACAGUGGGCCUCAUUCAUCAAACAGGUUACCUUUGCACCAUCAGUCUCCAUGUUAAGAUAUUUAUUGGAUAUGAGUCUUAAUAUGACCAUUUUUCAAUUACAUCUCGAUUCAGUACUGAACUUGUUAUUUCUUCAGUGUCAGCAGCAGUCAUAUCACAAUUUGGAAAAAUGGCAUAGUGACAUUGACAUUUUUCAAAUUUACGUAUUGAAUUCGGUGAAUUAUAUUUAUUAUAUUCUUGGUGGAUCAAUCUGAUAUAGGUCUGAGAUGAAAAACUGUCAAAGAUCAUAUUGCUGUAUUUCUCUCGUGAAUCAAUUCUACUCUCAGUUAAGUUCAGUCAGAAGCAGCACUGAUACGUGAACAUGUAUCAAUAAAGAUUAAAGGCUUUCACCUCGUGCUCGGCUCGAUAAAUGAGGCCCAUGUCUCUUGUGUUUGCUCUAGCAGUGUCAUCCAUGCUGUUGCUGUGAUUGAUGACUUUUCCACGUGCACUGUCAGGUCAUUUGGUCAGAAUUAAAUGUGAAAGGUGACCCUCGAGGGGACAUGAUGUAAGCAUAGCAACCCCCCCCCCCC